GAGGACGCCGCCGCAAGAGCGAAGGAGCAAUCGGCCUUUAUGUUUAGUUUGUAAACAGACUUUAUUUUAUCGCGAGGGCUGGGUGUGAGCGGCCAUGGGAUCACAGCAGUUCUGCCUCAAGUGGAAGAGCCACUACAGCAACCUGCUGAGUGCUCUGGACCAGCUGGUGUUCAGCGAGGCGCUCACAGACGUCACGGUGGCCUGCGAGGGCCUCAGCCUCAAAGCGCACAGGGUCGUGCUGGCCGCCUGCAGCCCUUUCUUUCAGUCGCUGUUUGUGGAGAACCAGUGCCAGCACCCGAUUGUAAUCCUGAAGGACUUCAAGUUCAGCGAGUUGCGUGCCAUUGUGGACUUCAUGUACCACGGGGAGGUGAACGUGUCGCGCGAGCACUUGUCCUCCCUGCUCAAGGCGGCCGAGGCACUUCAGGUCAAGGGCCUCACAGACCUCACUAGUGACACACCAGAGCUGGCCGACCAAAUGCCAAGUCUAACGACAUCGGAGGUGCAUCCAGCGGAGGCCGAGAGUGCGCCCAGCGCCAGCUGCGGCGCCAAGAGAUUGCUCAAGUCUGCGGCGACCAGUAAACGGAAACGGGUCAGACCGCAGCACGUGACACCACGGCAGCAGGAGUCCCAAGCUUCAAGCAACGAGGAACCGGACGGAGAGAAUUCCACGGAGGGCGAGGGGUCCUUGCCGCCCUCGGCACACGCUGGAUCGGUGGCCCACAGUCCGCCGGAGCGGGCUCGCCCACCGCGGAGGGCGGCCUCUUCCUCUGUGCUGGAGGCCCUGCUCUCAAUGAAGGAGCUCAAGUGCAGCGGCCAGGCGUCCGAGGCCCCCAGCAGCGAGCCGGAGUUUGAGCCCUCCCGGCUCCUCGAACAGGCCCUGGCCGGAGGAGACAACGGGCCGGACAGUUCAUUCCCUGACGGGGACUGUCACCAGAAGCUGUUCCCGGCAUCGUCCCAGCUCAGCUUGCUCGCCACGGCCAAGAUGCUCGAGUCCCAGUCCGGAGCCGGCCCCGCGUCUUUGCUGCCCGAGGCAGAAGGCGAUGCUUCUGCGGUGCUGGCAACCUUGGCCACGUCGGGAGAGAGUUCCUGCUCGGGCAGUGGCUCCAGCCAGAGUGCACAGUCGCUGUUUCCGGCAAGGGGCGGGCGCAACUCGGGCUGGACGGAGGACCAGAUGCAGAAGGCGCUGAGCGCCGUCUUUGCCGAAGGCAUCCCCAUGACGACGGCCGCACGGCGCUUCGGCAUCCCCAAGACCACGCUGCUCUACCGCCUCCAGAACUCCCUCAAGGGGCCCAAGACCUAGCCUGCGCCCCUUCACCACCCUCUCCCUUUUUUACACCUUCCCACUUUCUCAUUCUGCCCAGAAGGGAGUCUCGGCGUGUCGCAGCCGUUUUUGCAGUCUGGCUUUGAAAGCCCUGCGCCCCAAAGAAGGACGGCAGACGGAAUUGUAGACGGCUUUCGUUUUGCGACAAAUCCGUGUUCGAGGUCAAAUUGUGCCGAGAGGUUCUUUAAAAGGAACUGAGGAAAUAGUUACCUCCUCUUACUGUAGUCUAUUGCGACGCAAGAUUUGCGGGAGCUGCUAUGUUUCCAGCGCGUGCUCGUAGCCUUUCGUUGUGCUCAGGAGCUGCCUUGGCGGCUCCGUAGCGGAGCUUCGGUUUGCGGAUCCCCAGUUGGCGUGUUCGAAUCCCAGCCGAGGUACCAGCAAUCCCAAAGGAGGCUUAGUGCGGAGAAGGCGCUGCAUAACCGAGAUUUUGGUUGCAUGUUAGAACAUCUCGAGGCAGUCUAAAUGAAUCCUCAGUCCUUCGCUGAGGUGUGCCAGAUGACUUUGGUUGGUUUGACACGUAAAACCCCCAAAUUUUAUUUGAUUCGUUAUGUUUGGGCCAAGUGUGUGUUGUCAAGCUGUCUAAGGUGGGAUGCUUGCACUGGCAAUAGAGCUUCUAAUGGACAGCUUGAGUCGCAACGGACCAUAAAAUACGGCACAACCCUUUUUACAAACUAAUCCUGCAUGUACACCAUGCUUUGCAAUGUAAGGAAGGCAUUUAUUUGCAGUAAGAAGAGUGAGUGAUAUGCCGGAGAUAGUUUUUGGGCCCGAAAAUGUGCCCUGCAGGCGUGACAAGUGAAGUCAAUCGUACAGGCAUUCGAGGUACUAACUCGUGUAGCAAAAUCACAGAUGUAGAACUUUUUAACUUUUUUAUCUGAAUUAAUUUGGAUGUAGAGGUUCUCUGUUUUAGAUUCAAGUGGUGCCUCCGUCUCCUUAAUGGUCGGUCUCCUUCCACAAACCGCAACGAUUGAUCCUCCUUGCGUUGUUCGGUAAAGUAGACAAGCAGGCGUUUGCGUUGCUUAUCGCUAAAUUACCUCGGGUAGCACUAAAACAUUGUUGUGGGCUGUUGGGGCAGCUAGGAAAAUACUAAUGUGCGUCUCGUUUGGCUCUUGGGUAGUUUAAAGGUUUCACGAGAAUCAUACGAUGAAGGCCUUCAAAGGGAAAUGUGGUCAAAAGCUUUGCAUUUUUAUAUGUGCUUGAAAUGGGGAAGUGCCCGUGCAGAUUAGCAGACCCUUUCGUUGCGGACAACAACAAGAGGAUGCGAUACAAGUUUUAACGUAGAAUAGUUUCUUGGGCUUGCCCCACUCCACCAAAGUGUAAUGUCAAAACGUAUGUUCACUGCGGAGUUGGCAGAUUUUGUGUGCUCUAUGUACAAAGUUUGUGCACAUAAUCUGUGUACCAAGACUUUUGUCAAGCAUUACCAAACCAAGCUGCAGUUUUUAUUGAUGUACUGGCCGUCUUUAGUAGAGUACCUGUAUUUAGGAUGGACCCGAACACGGUAAAUUAACUACCAGAUCGCGACGUCGGCAGAGUAUUGACCGAGCCGUAAGAAAUAAACUGGGCUCUCUGGUUACAAGUUUCACCUCGAUAAAGUUCAGAAAAGAGUUGGGUUGCACUUUUUGUUUGGGGUGGGUCGAAACCUAACCAGUCUGAAGACAUAAUCUUGAAGUCACAAAUUGACCUUUCGCGCUUCGGACAAUUUCAGGCGUUUAUCUUUGCUCGAAUAACGCUGCUCUUGUUACGACCUUAUAUGCAUUUGUACGAUGUGGUUCAAACGCAUCGACGGUGCUCAAUUCCGGUUUCCGCUAAGCGGUUGAGUGAGGCUCAGUUAUUGUGAGGCGCGUCCGAAGUCUUAAAUACUGGGUAAAACUUAGUUUUAUCCAGAAGUGAAAAACCCCACACCCGAAUUAACGUACGGCAUUUCAUUUUGUGCCACAAUCGGCGUGGGGAGUAACAUUGCCACCCCGACGUUGGCGUUGUGACUCAAACAAUGUGGCGUACAACGUGCAACAAUUUCAUGCCGCGACGCCAUAUUUUUUUUGCGUGGGCUCGCGUCGUAAAACACAGUUCAUUUCGCACCCUUUUCUCGUCUCACUAAAAGAUGCAAAGCAAUUUGUGGGGCACUUUGAGCACUUGGAGGGAUGCCGGUGAACAUGAACCUCUUGGGAAUGCACUUUGUUUUCUUUGGCUGCUGUUGUGCUUCUGCUGCUUGCAGGAACGGUUUUGAAUGGCUGCAGAGUAUGCAGCCACAUUCUUGGGCGGUAUUUUGAUCGCCGCAGGACGUGCACGAGCAGCGCGGUUUUGGGCAAAGACGUAACGGUGGCGUCUCUACGACAAAGACCUUAUCGUCGAACAAACUGUAAUGCUCCAAGUAAGCUGGAGGUCAAACGUUUUGAAGACUACCGAACACUUGGGUUGCUUGGGAAUGACACAAAUGCGCGGUCGCGUCGUCCCCUAAGUAAUGCCAAUCUCGCGUAUAUAUUACAGUGGUGCGUGAAACAGUGCCCUUUGUUUUUCCGCCAAGCUCCUCGGAGACAAUAGUAUCCUCCAUUUGCCAGGUUAUUUUUGUCGGUUUCUUUACCAGAACUGCGCAACAUUGUUUUUAGUGCUUGUAAAGGGCAACUCUGCUCGAUUUUGCUCGUGAAGAAAACAAUGUAGUUCUCCUUCGAAUCACCCAUGAAAUCCUCAAGUCGAGCAUGACGACAUAUUUGCAUCUAAAUGUACUUUAAAUGACCAAGAAAGUUUGACACUUACAGAGUCAACGAAAUCUGAUAAAUUCGGUGGGCGACAUACGGUGCGGUGACCUGCGUCGAAGACGUUACAAUUUUUUGCUGUUCUUUGCUUUUUAAGGAAAAUCCACGGACGGUGACGGAGGCGUCCUGCUUUGCGGGACCUGCUGCCUUGUAAACGCGCCGCGGCAGCCGUCGAGAGCGCACUCUCGUUAACUUCCGACAGUCCCAGUAGCAGCUUGCUUACAAAUCUCGAUUAUGUUCCCCGAGCGACACACACACGGGCUGCAGUGGUACAGGCACUGUCAAAUGCAGGGCCUACUGUGACACGGGUCCCAGUCUGUUGCGGGUCGAGAAUACUAGCGGGAUGAGCCCCUCUUGCAAAGCUCCUUGCUCGCCACGGUUGGCGACCUCCUCCUCUCCGGCGUCCACUCUGCUAAAGUGAAAAGAGUGGGAGAUUUUGUGAGAGGAGUUUGUCCCACUUUUUCUUAACCUGCAACAGACUGUAGAGCCACUAAAUAUGCGACACCUUAAAGUAGCGACACUCCGUUCCCUGAUCGUCCCGCGGGUGCGGCCAUUUUUGUUCGCCAGUGCAGAGGGAGUAAGCACAAUUGGCGAUGGUUGCGAUGGGAAAAGGCAACUUCCGAGCUUUAGAUACGGUGGGGAAAUGUUUGGGCGACGUCGUCCUGCUCCGUCACGGACUUUUUUAACAUUUCCGGAAGGUGGAAAAGCUUUUCCUGCGAUCUUGGACAAAGCUUCAGAUUAUAGGCAAUGAGGAGCAAGAUGGCCGAAGUGUCAAGACUCUAAAGCAUAGUUUAUUUAAUGCCUCUAGUGCAGACGACACUUGCACCGUGCCUGUUAACUUGGUGGAUCACGUAACCAUUUGUAUCGAGUCGGUGUGCCCAAAUUUGGAGCCAUUGUUGCCCGUUGCUGCCAAAGAUUCUGUUGCAGUUUUCAAUCGCUUCUAAAGCUAGAUUGCAUAAGUGUUUACCUUUCCGGUAAACAAAUGAUGUAGAAGCGUUCGUUGCGAUGUCUCAACGCAAAAUUGGUCAAUAUCCCGAAAUUUUCGGAAUUAAGGGGAGUUGGUCCUUUAAAAAACCCUGAAAGAAAAAAAAAUAUAUAUAUAUUUUUUAAACAGUUUGGACGGGACACACGUGUCAAAAAAUAAAUUUUAGGGGGAAAAAAAAUUUUGAGAGCAAUAUUGACGGCACGAGAUUUAUUUCAAAUUUUGCGUGCUAAGUCCACAACGAGAUGGUCAUACCCUCUCUCCACCUCAACGCGAUGGCCAAGUUGAUUCACCUCUCCUCCCCGCACCCGAAAUGCCGAGAGAGAAAACAAGUGGAAAGGAGACGACUACCGACUAAAUCGCGUCUCGCGCCGUCAAUAUUGCUGUAAAAAACUUUUUUUCGCAUAAAAUUUGUUUUUUGAUAUGUCCCAACCAAACUGUGAAAAAAAAAAAAAUUUUUUUUUUUUUUUUAGGUUUUUUUUAAAGCAAGCGGUGGCUGGUCUACAUUACGACUAGGUCUUAAUAACCGACAUGAGAGACAUUGAAGAGAGGGAACUUUUUUUAAUUCACUUUGUAUUGUUCAUAAAUUGAGGAUGGUGCACGAUGCAGCCGGCAUAAAGUUUUCGUUUGUGUUCAGCGGUGACAGCUGGCCUCGAUUUGUCUGUUUUUGGAUUCAGUUACGGAUCCUCGAACCAAUGGCUCAAUUCAGUGAACCGCAGUGUUCAAGUUUAUUUUGUGUGCUGGACUCUCCUAAAAGGUUAUUCAGUUACUGUGCACUGCUGACAGUGCUCUAUUGACAAGACUACUGCUGCGUUGUUGCAAGACGACAAUACUGGUAUUGCGUCAUCGCAUAUAGUUCCUUCCCAAAUCGCGUGCCAAAAGUCCCGAGCUAGGCUCUGAAACCGUAACCAGAUGCAGGGAACUGUUUGUACAAUAUAGCCCAAAAAAAAAGCACCUGGUCACAGCACUUGCCUAUUGUUUAGUGUGCUUGCAAGGAUGACGGCGAAUCCGUUGGACCUGUUUCGGGGACAAGUCAUUUCGUCGACCUUUGGUUUGUUUGAAACAUAUUUGAAAACGGCGUUAGGGUGUGAUGUUGCAGGGUCGUCCGACGUUGAAAUUAUGGCCAGCUGCGAGUUUUGUCCAUCAAUAUUUGUACAACCACGUAGCUGUCGCGAACCCCAAAAUUUUUGUCUAAAUUUUAGUCGGAUGCAGUUUAUUUGUAAUUGUGUGUGCAGUACUGAUUUUUCGUCUUUUCAAAGUAUGAAACUCGCACGUGCACAGUUGGUGAGCAGUACUUGACGGUCUAAAGCCUUCAUCCACCCUGCUUGUUCGUCGUACAAAAGACUGACUGCAAACAUGCCUCAAGCUGGUUCAAAGCACAUGCGUGCGUAUGCUUCCAACACGUCUAUUGAGUUUUUGUACGACCAAUGGAUCUUCUUACAAAAAAAGAAACAUGCCUCAGACAAUGUCUGGAGCUGUCUGACAGUAGCUUUAUGGGCAUGCGAAUAAAUAAGGCGGGUGUCUUUUGAAAUUCCACUUUGGAAUAUUUCUUGCGAAACCAGCGUCGACGGAAAGACAAAGGCGCGUCCGCGAAACACGGUUCAAUGGUGUCGAGGGCGUCUGUCCUGAAAUCGGCUUCUUGUGGAUGUGCUUUUAUACUGGGUGUCUGCGAUGGUCUAGUCCCCUUUGUAGUCAGUACAGUCGAAUUACCUCGGUUGACAACCCGAUGAUUUUCUUUAAGUGAUGUGUUCGUUGCACAGUCUCAAGUUUGAGGCAUUUGAGGUGUGUGCCAUCAAAGGAUUAUAUUGCUUGUACUUAAUUUAUAAAUGCGAGCUAUUUCAUAGUGUGCUUUGUGGGGAAUUUAGUCUGCUAGAGCGUAUAUAGUUUUUUUUUGUGUCGUUUUUUUCUAUGAUCAGCGUGCUAGUCAAUAAGUUUGAGAGUAUUGAACAAUUACCAAUGUUCUGUUUCCAUUUCGUUUAGUUACGGCGUUGGAUGCGUCGACUCUUGCCAAUUCGUUGGCUUCUGUGUCAUUUUGCUCGUUGAAAAAGUUUUAAUGAAAUUGUUGAGCUUAGUCCGACAUCAUACAUUUUUAUCAAUUUAUCGCGGCAAUUGAUUCAAAGUGACAACGAUGCGGUAUUCCUUGGAUAUUUUAAUAAAAUCAACUGUUGCAGAGUGCAUUUUUUUACAUUGUCAAGCAUUUUAUAUGUGUAGAGUAAUUAAAGAAUUAUCUUUCGCAAUCCAUCA
Ixodes scapularis (black-legged tick) is the source of this 7297-nucleotide messenger RNA. RefSeq names its product protein tramtrack, beta isoform. Gene Ontology annotation, molecular function: protein binding; DNA binding. Bases 95 to 1300 code for a protein of 401 amino acids. Gene Ontology annotation, biological process: regulation of transcription by RNA polymerase II. NCBI's taxonomy places the organism in Eukaryota, Metazoa, Arthropoda, Arachnida, Ixodida, Ixodidae. The record is from RefSeq and is a predicted model, not a curated record. The transcript is spliced from 7 exons. Gene Ontology annotation, cellular component: nucleus.